Capsaspora owczarzaki ATCC 30864 is the source of this 1064-nucleotide messenger RNA. RefSeq lists its product as hypothetical. Gene Ontology annotation, cellular component: nucleus. Bases 60 to 926 code for a protein of 288 amino acids. The transcript is spliced from 5 exons. Gene Ontology annotation, biological process: nucleosome assembly. NCBI's taxonomy places the organism in Eukaryota, Filasterea, Ministeriida, Capsasporidae. The record is from RefSeq and is a predicted model, not a curated record.
GUUUUCUCAGAUACUUGUUUUCUCAGACACUAACAAACAACCCCAAAAACCAAAAAAAGAUGCCCGCAAACAAGAAAGUGCGCCUGGAAGAGCCCGUUGCCGAAGAGAUUGUCGACGAUGAGCACGAGGAGGACGUUGAAGACGAGGGCGAAGACGAGGACGGCAGCGAGGGCGAGGAGGCCGAUCUGUUUGACGAGGUGCUCCAAGCCGAGCCCGCGCUGCUCCAGGUCCAAGAAGAGUUCCGUGAGCGCUUUGCCACGACCAGCCGCGAGCUGGAGGAGAAGAUCAACGCGGCGGUCGUCGCGGCCAACAAGAGCCACUGGCGCACGAGCAAGCAGGGACUGGUCGCAGAGCGCGACGCCAAGCUCGUCGCAGCCGCGCCCCACUUCUGGCGCAACCUGCUGCUCAAGACCGCUGCUGGUGAUGGCAAGCUCCAAGCAGUCGACAAGCAGAUCUAUGAGGCUCUCAGCUAUGUUAGCUCCAGCCUUGAUGUGCCGGAGGGCAGCGCGUGCUCCGUCACGAUGCAUUUCCACCCCAACGAUUACUUUGAGGAUGCCUCCCUCACCCGUGUCUUGCCCGGCCAAGACGAGCUCGGCACCUCGGCUUUCGAGCCCAUCACUGUCCACUGGAAGCCCGCUGGCCAGGCCCUCGUGACCGCGUACAACGCUCGCAAAGACGGCAGCGCCGCCGCCAACGCCAAGCGCAAGCGCACUCCCGUCGCGGAGCCCGGUUUCUUUGAGCUCUUUGUGUUUGGCGAAGACAGCUCCAUCGUCACCUCACAGCUGAUGUGGCUGCACCAGCAGCACAACCGCCUGGCCGGAGACGAGGAAGACGACGAGGAUCAGUUCGAGGACAUUGAUGACGAUGACGAGGACGACGGCGAAGAAGGCGAAGAUGAAGAGGAAGGCGAGGACGAGGACGAGUAACAAGUUCGCUCGUUCAGCUCUCGUUGCUGUCACCAAGCCCUGUUGUGCGGAUGAUUGCAAUCCUAGUGUGUGUGUGUCUUCCAUUUGUAUUGUCUCUUUCCUGCUGCCCCACAAUAACACUUUGAAUGUUAGUUGUCA